AUGGUGAACUCGGCACAGAUUGACGCCGUCCUCGUCCUUGUUCCCCGGAGUCAAGAAUCCAGGGGUGGGCGCUGGGCUGGAGGCCGCAGGAGGGGCGGCUGCCCGCUCACCGAAGCGCUAGGGCGCUGCCCGCCGGGGCCGUGGGCGCCGCGGGAGCCCCGGCCCGGCCCGGCCCCUCAGCCACCUGCGCGGGGCGGCCGCGGCGCCAGCGCGCCCCCCGGCGGCGGCCGCGCGCUCUGCCGCCGGCCCGCUGAGGGCGGGGGGCCGGGAGCCGCCCCCGAGCCGGGAACCUCCUUCCGCACCGCGGCCAGGGGCUCUGCGGGGCCGGGGAGCCUCAACAAGGAUCAACACAGGAGGGGCCCGGCUCUCAGCCAGGGCAGUCGGUCGCUGAGUGUGAGUGCUCGUCACUGCCCUGCCCGUGGGACCCCUGGAGAGCCGUGGAGGGAGAGCCGUGCCCGCCGACGGAGACCCUCCCCAGCACCCGGCCUGAGGGAGAUGUUUUCCGUGCUCAGUUGGAUGCAAAGCCCUGUGUAUCGCUGGUGUUCAGCCAAAGGCUUGUGUCUGUGGAGCCCCACAGAAGUAGUUCAUCAGGACAUCAGUGACUUCUGCACCUAUUCUAACCUUGUUCCUGCCCUCUUCCUCCUGCCUCUCCUGACUGCAUGGCACAUCAGGGCUUAAUGUGUGAGCUGUUACCCAAGGGGACAAUACACCCUUGUAUCAGGAACCCCAGCAAAAUCAUGGGUCACAAGCACUGAGUGGAGGGAAAUGAAGUCAGAAAAAGCAGUUCUUGUCCCUGACCCUACAGCUGUCCCUUUUGAAGCCUUCAUUUAUUCAAAAAUACUUUGGGUUUACUGCAGACAGGAAUAAGAAAUGCCAGUGUUAUGGAUCUGGGCUACACACACCAACCUUAGCCAGAUCUAUUUCUGUAUCAUCACUCAUAGGGAAAGCAGUGUGAGCAAGGACUAGGUAACAUUGACAGGAGCUGUUUAAAUGAUAAGACAAAGUAUUUUUUAAAUAGUCUGGCAGAUAUAUUUGUCAGAUAACAGUGCACGUGCAAUAAAACUCAGAUGAGGAAUCAGAGGAAUUUGGAACCCAAGGCAGCAGCAUUUUCUCAGGAUUUCAUGUAUUCUAAGUGCAUCAUUUUGUCAGUAAAGAGGAGGUGUUUUACAUAGUUUAUGAAAAUAUAUUUACACAUUUCAAUAUGGUGUCACUAUUGUGCUCACGCGCAAGAUAAAGCUGAGUCUCAGUGACUGCAACAAUAAAGAGAUACAUCAAGUGACUGAACAGAUGAGCUGCUGUUACAGUAGGUUCUCUGUUAUUCUCUUUGCCUCAUUUUAGAAAAAAUGCAACACCAGGUUUUUAAUAGAGUUGGUUCAGUCCCUUUCCAUCUGCUGUGCCUUUCCCCCUCUUAAAAAAAUUACAGAGGGCCAAUUUGAUCACAGGCCUGAAACAGAUUUUGAAAGACUUAUUUACCAUAUUAAAACCAAGCAAAACAUUUUCUACCUUUUCAGGCUUCAUGAAAUGCUAACCAAUUUUUUACACCUUUUUCUUUCACUGGACUAUUUUGUUGUCUCUCCCUAUUGGAGUGUUCAUUUGGCAACAUAUUGCCUAUUUUAUAAGCAGUAAAGUAAAAUAAAAGAAACUUUCAGAAUUGUGAAGUUCCUAAAACUGUGUCUGAAGUCAUUAGUGCCAGUACACAGCACUUCUCAAGCUCAAAAGCUAAUUAUUGAGCAGAUGCUUUUGCAAUAAGAUGCUGAGGGCAGUUUUGACCAAGAGCCUCCUAAGAAUUGCCCUGUGAGUUUUCUGCUGCAGGCUGCUUUGCUAGCACUAGUGCACUGUGCAGGAGAUGGGGACACUUCUGAGAGUAUAUAAAAUGUCUUAUCUGCUGCUAUUCAAACACAAGUAACACAGAGUAUUUCAGACUUCUCUCUCUCUCUCUGCCAGGAUACGUAUUUAAAGGCUUGAUACUCCAAAUCUUUUCUAUUUACUUCAAGUUACAUUAUUUGGUCUAAUAAGAGAUAUUAUCUCUGUCGACAAACCUCAUACAGUUAUAUGCCCUCCAUCAACUUUAUAUGAAGUGGAGUACAUAUUUGAAGGCAGAAACAAAUUCCUAGGAUUUCCCAAUGUUGGGGAAAGACACCAAGCUUCUGCACGCAUCUGCUUUGUACAGAAACGAAAUAGUUAUAUUUUAGGUUCCUUAUAGGAUUAUAAGGGUUAUAUAGUUAUAUUUUGGAUUGCUUAUCAGCAGGCUGCACUAAGGCUAGUGUGUGAUCCAACAAGGAUGUGAAGGGCAAUGUUCAAAUACAGGUAUGGGGAUGAAUACAAAGUCUUUCUAAGUAGCAGGCUGAAAAAAAUUAGUGACCGUCACACAGAAAGUUUUAGGGAAAAGGUCUGAAGACCAGUAAAGCCUUAACUACAUGCUAUGAACUGGUGCCUAUCAGUGGAGUGGUCAGGACGGGUUAGUUUUGCUCAUCAGGUCUGACAGGGCAUAACACUGUAUGCCAGAAAAGUGGAAAAUUCAAGAAAACAUGAGGUAUUGACAUGUUAACCUUCUUCACAGACCAUUAUUUACAAGAAAAACCUGAAUUUUCUUAGGUGAAUGUAAGUGAGCAAAGCUGCUGCUGGAUGGAGCCAACAAAGCCUGCAGUUUUGAGCACCAGCUUCUCUGCUCUUGAGGGUGGACACAGGAUGCGUGUCCCUGCUGCUGGACUGUGAGUAGGGAGCAGUCCUAUUCCCAUCAGUUGUCCCAUUCCCUUCAGUUGUCACACUGGAAACUUGUGACAAAGGAUGGACUUGAAGCCUGUGCUCAGUGCUGCUUCUAAAAACCACCUUCUCUCCUGAAAUCCCAUCUUGCCCUGCCACGGGCUUCGCAGAGGGGGACCUGCUGCAGGGCAGCCCUCAUUCCAUCGUGUCACUUCUUGGUCUCCAUCUGAGCUGUCGCCUUUUGAGACCUUGCCUGACAUUUUUAAUUAAGCACUUUCCGUGAAAGAUGCCAGUGCACAGAUAAUCAGACAGAUUUUUACAAGGAGCUGUUUAAAUUGCUGAUGCCUACUUGGAGAUGCUUAGUUUCAAUUCUCAGUUUCUGUAUUGAAGCAGAGCAGUAGUCAUUUACCAUGACAGAUAAAGCCUCGCUGUCAGAGUGCUGCAGAGAGGCUGCAGUACUGGGAGCUCGUAGCUAGGUGUAGCUGAAGCCCUGCCUUUCUUAUUGAUUAAAGUAUUUAAAAGAGCAGUCUUUUAAUUUGAUUUAUCGUAUACAUUUUAACUGAAUGAACAUAGUUAGAAUGAGUAGUGAUGGAUGCUUACGGAGUAGAGACUUUACCUAGUGUAAGAAUAGCUUCUUGGCAAUUCCACAAUGCCUUCACAAAAAUUAGAUUAAUACACACAGCGACUCUACUAGACUGAUUCCUUUAGCCCAAACCUCUUAGUCCAGGGGUCUUUUUGACAUGGUUUUGCACGUAAAUAUUGCAAGCAAUGAAGUCCUUUAUUAGAGGGCUGUGUUUUUUUCGCCCAAGCUCUGUUACCAAGGUGUGUGUUUAAAGGGUGAGAUUGGCUCCAGAGGAAUCAGUGAAGCAGAGCACUUCUAAAUUCCAAAGCUGAGCUCUCAGUAUUUUGGCCUGAGGAAGGAAUGGAGACUACUUUUCUUCCUUGCCUCUUUUUCAGAUCUCUCCAGCUCUACUGUACAUAACAGCAUGGCUCUGAAUGGCAUUUUCAUAACUGUGAUUGUAGAUAAGGCAAAGUUCAGGAGUUACAUUCUAUUCUCUCUAUUUUGGUUUUUUGGGGUUUUUUUUGUGGGUUUUUGAGGGUUUUGGGUGGGUUUUUAAUUUGGUUUGGGGUUUGUUUGUUUGGUUUGGUUUGGUAUUUUUGUUUGUAGUUGAUUUUGGUUUGGGGUUUUGGGGGUUUUAUGCUUAGCUUUCAAAAGACAGUGGUCUUGAAUUGUAAAGAUUAGCAGGACUUAACUUUUUAUUCACCUGUGUUUUUUUUCCAGAUAUGCUUUAUAACCAAAAUCUAGAUCAGUGAUCUUUGGGUCCAGUUCUGACCUAGGUAACUGUUUGGUCAGUGAAGUCCAAGUCAGGAAUCAAGGCCUGACUGAUGGCUUAUCCAGUAUAGCCAUAACCUUGGGAUCCUUUUUGGAGAGCAAGCAGUACUUAAUGCCAAAACUGCAUAGCAUAUUCUUAGUCUAAUGCAGUUACUUCAGCUCCCCUGAAGUCACCCCACCAAAAUCAGUGGGCCUAAAAGUGCUCAGAACAUGUUAUUCAUUUUAGGAGGACUAUAUGUUGCUUGGUCAGGUUAUACCAUAGUGGUGUAAAUUACUCUUGGGCCUUUUCAGUCCUUCAGAGUCUAGAGUGGUGUUGCUGGAGACACUGCUGUAUCAAGUUAAAGUGUGGAUUGAGCACAGCACUGCAGAUGCAGACAUGAAUCAUCCUCUCUAACCGCAACACCUUGUGUAACAGUGGUAAUUUCAGAUUGGAUUAGAUCAGAAUUCACAAUCACUAUGAUUACUGAGAGUCUGUCUGAUAUUCUCAUUAACUUAAUUCAAAUAUAGUGUCACAUAUUUGAGUAUAAUCUAAAAGUGUUGUUUGGAUCAAGAAUGGAUUAGAGUACGUUCUGAUCCAUGCUUUGCUCUGACAUUAACUUACUGGGGUUUAUUACUGUUAAAAUCAUUCUGAUAAAGAACUACUGUGACCUUAUGAUUAGCCUUUUCCUCCGCCUAAAGUGAAAAAACUUGAAAAUGUCUUCCUUCUUAGUUUUGAGGGUUUUGUAUCAUCCUGGUAGCAGGUGGUCUUUAACUACUGAGAAGGAAAGGAAAGUAGAUGGAAAUGUGAUUGACUAACAUUUUCCUAAUUUUUUUUCCUCCCUCACAAAAAUGAGCUGCUCCAAAGUGUUUGUCAGUGGCUUUGGUCAGCCUCUUUCAUUGUGUGGAAAUUGCAUGUUGCUUUUUAAGGAAGCUUAAGUACAUUCAUGAAUCACUUUCAUGUGUGUCACAUCUAUGGGGUAUAGACACUUCUGUUUUUCAGUUGUUCUGCUAAAAAAGUAAAGACAUAGAUGUAUAUAAUGUUUAAUAUCCAAACCAAUUCACACUGCCAGUAAAGCAUCCAUUGUUAUCAGGGAGAUUUUGUACUUUCCUUUAGAAAGGAAAAUUCCCCGCUUACACCUGCUUGUGCCAGGAGUUAGCAGAUUCAUGACUCCUCAGUGUUAGCUGCCUGAGGUCGGUGGUCAUGCUGAAAUGCUGCGCGACUUUCUUCUUCCACUUUGUUGAUGAAGGUUAUGUGGAAGAUUGAUGAUCUGUGGAUAUCCUUGACACCUGAUGGUCUAUGAAGGAACCGGGUCAUGGAACAGGACUUAAAAAUUGAUAGAGCCUCACAAGGACCCAGCUAGACAAACCUUAGUUGGUGACAUAAAAGGAAAGAGAAUACAGA
This is a messenger RNA of Motacilla alba alba, 5417 nucleotides long. Its product is annotated as translation initiation factor IF-2-like. NCBI's taxonomy places the organism in Eukaryota, Metazoa, Chordata, Aves, Passeriformes, Motacillidae. The coding region runs from base 1 to 678 and encodes 225 amino acids. The transcript has 3 exons. The record is from RefSeq and is a predicted model, not a curated record.